Molecule: messenger RNA, 627 nt
Organism: Bombyx mori (domestic silkworm)
Lineage: Eukaryota; Metazoa; Arthropoda; Insecta; Lepidoptera; Bombycidae
Exons: 3
Coding region: 182-577 (131 amino acids)
Source: RefSeq, a predicted model, not a curated record
AAGCAGGAAAAGUCAACAUGCAAACCAUGACACGUUAUCAUUUACAUCAUAAAAUAAAACCAAACACAUUCAAUAAGGCGUGUAAAAUUAUUUUCAGUUCCGGAAUGAAUUUCAAAAUGUCAAUAAUAUUCACGUAUAGAACACGAUAAUUAUGUACUCUUAAUAAGUGUUAAACUUUAAAAUGGCAACAGUUCUGCCUGAUUAUAUGAGAACUGAAAUUAUUAUACCCGUCUCCAAAGAUACUUUUUUCAACACGAAAUGGAAAACAGUCGUAGCUCCGCUGUGCGCUUACGAUAUGCUCUACCACCCACCAGAUUAUAAUCCAAACUCGGCAAGAUCUGAUCGACAAGAACCGAAGAUCAUCAGAAGGAAUAUUUGGAAUCAAGAGUAUGAGAAAGGGAUAGCAUCGACAACACACUUCGGCCUCGGACGACCCAAAUGGAGACCAGCUGAUAUACCCACUAAGCAAUAUGUUCGAGUACAAGUUAAAAAUGAGAAUCCGCACAUGCGAAUCCACAACGUGUUGGAGUGGACCGUACUGCUGAGCGACGGUAAGCCGAGCGUUUGCGACCAGUGAACAAAAGAGAAAAGAGAAGAAUCUAUAAUAAAAAUUUGCACCCUUAAAAA